AUGGAGGGCAAUGUCUUGGCACGUCCGACCUUCUGUGGCAAGGCGACGACCUCGCUGCAGCGCUUGGCGCAGCCGUUUGUGCCGCUGCUGGAGGGCCAAACCCCGGCACCCAUCGUUGGCACCUCCACGGGCCCGGCUGCGCGGUUGGUGACGGGGAGGAGGGCGCAGUGGCGGCGUGUGUUGUCGGGUGGGGAGUGGUGGUCAGGGGUGAUUGACUUAGAGCUCCUGCUGGAACAAGAGGUCACAGGGCACAUCUUCGUCCAGGCCUUGCUGGUGCAGCUGCCACCCGCCGUUCGGCCGGUGGCAGGCGGAGAGAGCCUCAGCCGGGUGGACGAGGAGCUCUUCGAGGACUCCGUCGAGCGGCUGGGCGUGUCCGGCGGGAGCGCGGCCUUCUUCAAGCUGCGGUUGAAGUCGCAGAGCCGGCCGAUGGACUAUUUCAUUGGCAAAGACCUCAGCCAUGCAGAGGAUGAGGUCAACUUCUAUGAGGAAGCCUUGCAACUUCAGCGCCAGCGUGGUGCAGCAGGUCUGGGGCCACUGCUGGGCUAUACUCUGGAAUAUGCGGGCGUCCUCACUCACACCGAGAUCCAUCCUCGCGCGGCCGGGAGGACCGAGCUCUUGGUGAUGCGGAACCUGCGCUGCGGCGCCGUGAAGUUCCGCUUCUUGGACAUCAAGAUCGGGCAGAAGACCGCCCAGGUUGGGUGGCAGGGCAAGAGCCGCGCGGCCGCCUUGCGGCAAAGUCUGGUGGAUGGCAUCACCAAUAGCAGCUGCGAGGGCUUUCGCUUAGAGGGCUUUGAUGGGCGGCCGCCCGCGCUGGAGUCCAUGGACCCGCUGCUGGAUCUGGGCAUGUCGGGGAAUGCGAAGAUGGCGCACAAGGCCUUGCGUGUGAUGCUGCAGCGGAUGCCCGCCGUGGAGAUGCUGCUCCACUGGCUGGAUCUUCACCAGGAACCGCUCGACGUGGAAGAUCACGAACUUCCGGGCCGGCUCUGCACCACGGAGCUGGCCGAAGUGGUCGGCCAUGAGGCGGUGCGGGGGCUCUACGGCCUCGCGGUAGCCUGCCGGCGAUCGCCGGUGCCGCAGAAGUGGAUCGGAAGCUCGGUGGGUUUGGGCUUUGACGCUGGCCAUGUGCCGAAGCGAGAGCACGGAGAGGAGGAGGUGCGGAAGUCCACGGUGGUGUGUAUCUUCGAUUGGGGACGAUCGGAGCUGAACACCAUGCAAAAGCACAUGCAGCUGAGCGAAAAGGAUCAGCUGGACCGGAUCGAGUUCUGGCGUUAUUACAUGGGUGGCAUCGAUCGGCUGGCCUGGGAGGCAGCGAGGGCAUAUCACCAUCGCUUCAGCUGUCGCAAGUGGUCCUUGCUGACCUUCAAGGUCUGCGACUUCGACUCCAUGUCCGAGAAUGACUUCAUCGGUCGGCUCUCGGUGCCGGUGGAGGAGACCUCUGGAGAGGUCUGUGCGGAGUUGAGCUCCAAGGAUCGCAACCAUGUGGUUGGGGACUACUGGCGUGGGGCAGCGACCCUGACCUACUCCAUCACCUGGAGAGCUUUUCCACAGCCCUCGCGCCUGAAAGGGGCUUGGCGAGUUCACCUAAUUCGAGCCCAACAUCUCCCGCGGCAAGACAAGAUGCAGCUCAGGACCACCUCCGAUCCCAUGUGCGAGAUCACCGCCUGCGCGGAGGAUGAGCACGGGCUCUUGUGCCUGCGCCAGGUGAGUAGCGUGAAGGUCAGGCACUUGGACCCCGAGUGGGGCGAGACCUUCGAUCUACCUGUGGCCACAGAGGAGCGCGGGGGACCAACGACGCGGAGAAACGAUUGGCGCCCACCAAGCUUUUUCGGAUCCUGGACAUUUCCGCUGGUUGUCUGGUUGUUUUAUAGGCAGUAA
This is a messenger RNA of Durusdinium trenchii, 1875 nucleotides long. The record is from the annotation of a GenBank genome assembly. NCBI's taxonomy places the organism in Eukaryota, Dinophyceae, Suessiales, Symbiodiniaceae.